Molecule: messenger RNA, 120 nt
Organism: Cetraspora pellucida
Lineage: Eukaryota; Fungi; Glomeromycota; Glomeromycetes; Diversisporales; Gigasporaceae
Source: the annotation of a GenBank genome assembly
AUGUCAAAUGAACUUGAGAUCGAUGAAAAAAGUGUACCUAAUAUUGAAGAUGAAUUAUCUGAAGAUAAUAGCUAUAGCUCAGAUGAUACAAAUGCCCAACAACUGCUUUCCAAUAAAGAA